Molecule: messenger RNA, 1814 nt
Organism: Plodia interpunctella (Indianmeal moth)
Lineage: Eukaryota; Metazoa; Arthropoda; Insecta; Lepidoptera; Pyralidae
Gene: eff
Product: effete
Exons: 5
Coding region: 313-756 (147 amino acids)
Biological process (GO): protein polyubiquitination
Cellular component (GO): nucleus
Molecular function (GO): ubiquitin conjugating enzyme activity
Source: RefSeq, a predicted model, not a curated record
AAAUUGGAACGCACCUUGUAAAAUUGUCGAUUUUCCUGUUCGCUGUUCUCCAUUCGCUGAUAGUGUGUUAAUUUGUUAUAUUCCGCGAUCUAUUUUAAUUCUUAUUGUUUCAUAUUAUAAGUUAUUAUUAUUUUUUGUAUAAGCAUUUAGUGUUUUAUCCAUUUUCAAUGAAUUUGGAUAAUACUACAUAAAACGACUAGGUGGUACUUUGCGUUUAGACGGGAGCCAUCUUGCAAUCUCUAAUCAAAGGUCCUUGGUUCACAGUUUCGUUGUCUAGUUGAAAGUCGAUAUAUUCCAAGAUAAAAUAAUCAAAUGGCGUUAAAACGAAUUAAUAGGGAAUUACAAGACCUCGGCAGAGACCCACCAGCACAAUGUUCUGCAGGACCACACGGCGAAGAUCUUUUUCACUGGCAGGCCACAAUAAUGGGUCCAGUCGACAGUCCUUAUCAGGGAGGCGUAUUCUUCCUCACCAUACACUUUCCGACAGACUAUCCUUUCAAACCACCAAAAGUAGCGUUCACGACACGCAUCUAUCACCCAAACAUUAACAGUAAUGGUUCCAUUUGCCUUGAUAUUCUCCGCUCACAGUGGUCACCGGCACUCACCAUAUCCAAAGUGUUGCUCUCAAUCUGCUCACUGCUAUGCGAUCCAAACCCAGAUGACCCAUUGGUGCCAGAAAUUGCUAGGAUCUACAAAACUGACAGAGAAAAGUACAAUGAACUAGCUCGCGAGUGGACAAGGAAGUAUGCCAUGUGAUGAGUCAGUUGUGACGCAGCAACAUACACACACACAUCGCCACAGCCCAGGCUCACCCUCCCUAUUUCCCAAUCCUUUGAAGUCCCUAUCAGUGUCCUACAUUACAGGAAAUUGUAUAAAUGUUCAUGGUCAUUUUAGGAUCAGCUAUCUGUCGUUUCUGGUAUUAUAAACUGCAAUUUACUGCAACUAAGUAAAUGAUUCUCAUAAAUGCAAAUUGUUUCUGUUUUGUCUGAUAAGAAACAUUUUCUAUAAGAGCAAAAUUACUUUCUGUUUAACUUGAUGUGUCAGUAGAUGUCUACACUUUAGUUGAGGAUUAGUUAAAUUUACAUGAUUUGAAUUUAUGUAAUUCCUAAAGAAUUUGUACUUUAACUAGAUCUAAAUUAAUUGUGAAGCUGUACAAUAGCCAUAUAUUUACGUAACGGAGCGUUCAAUGCUUUUAUUACUGAUCCACAUUCACUUAGGAUUUUUGUUUUCAAUGAAAUGUAAGUAAAGCUCAGACUUUGGGUAAAUGUAAGUAAGUGGUAUUGCAAAAUGAGCUCAUUGAAGGACUCGAGUGAGUGUUAUUUUUUUUACUAGCCAACAUUUUUUUAAGUUUAGUAAAUGUAGCGUGCUACAGAACAGACUGACAAAUGAUUGAAGCGGUCAGUUUUCUUUCAUCCACAAUAUUUUACUAUGACGAAAACGCUCCUAUAGUUCAGUAUAAAUUACAGUGUAUCUCAUAAGAUGAUAAGUUACGAAUAAUCUAGUUUUUUUCAAUACGGCGAUCUAUUAUAUUAUAAUUUUAUCUAAUAUAUAUUGUGGUUGUAAGGAUACCUGCGUUGUGAUUUCCACGGAUGUCCUAUCCAAUUGUCCAUCCUGGUUUCCUCCACUCGACAAAGUGCAAGCGAAAGAGGCGGAAGUGGCAAAAUAUGGUGUGUUUUACGGAGAUAAUACGGAAGCUUGUUCACUUGGUUUAACACUGGGAGAUGAAUUAGCUUUUCAAAUUGUAAUCAUCAAACAACUUGUAUUUUAGCUUCACUAAAUUGUAAGGAACAAUAAAUUAUUGUGUAUGUAAAUAA